UGAGUUGGGAUUUUAUCCUUUUCUGUGUCUUUAUCUCUCUCUCUCUCUCUCUCUCUUAAUUGAAAGUCGAAAACUACUCUCUACUCUCUAACCCCCCAUUUUUAAUUUUUCUUUUCUCUCUCUUACCAAAGAGAAAACCUCCACAGAAAAACUGAUUUGAACUUAUCUGGUGGCCAGAGAUACUAAAGGAAGAAGAAGAAGAAGAAUGCAAGCCAUUAAAGAAGAAGGAAGCCAUUAAUGAAGAAAUAAAAAAGCUCACAUUGAUACAGCUUCCUGCCUGCAACAACCAAACCAAAUAAUAAUUACUAAUCAAAAUCAAUUCCCUCUGGUAGUUGAGUCACUGUCCGAUUUAAGAUUUUUCAGGUUUUCUUCAAUCUUGUCCGAGUUAGGAAUUAGGGUUUUCUUUCAUCUUCAUCGUCAUCGUCUUGGAUGAAGAAUCUUUUUUUUUUUUUUUUUUUUCUGUGUAUUUUAUAAUUAUCGAAUUUGGUGAUUCUGGAAAAAAGAUAAGAUAAAGACUCCCCCAGAUGCUUUAUGUUGCAAGUUGAAGAAGAAGAAGAAGAAAUUAAAUCGAUCUCCUGGGGGCCCUUUUGUGAACCUGUUACCUUAAUCAAUUACAAUCGCCAUCUCUUCCUUAUCCAUCCAUUCUUCUUCGUUUGUGCCGUCGAUUGAUUUUGGGGAGAUGAUUAUGGAAGAGGUUGUGGAUGUUGGGGGUAAUGAUCUUUACUUCGGCAGCGGCGGCGGCGGUGCGGCGGUUGGAAACCCUAAUUGCUUCGAUCCAAUGGAGGAGGACAACAAUCCGGCGGGGGAUGUAAUGGCGGCGAUUGGGGAGAAAGAUUUGGAGAAUCUUCUAGAUGUUAACGAUUCCGCCAUUUUUUACAACGAUUUCCCGCCGCUGCCGGAUUUUCCCUGCAUGUCGUCGUCGUCGUCGUCGUCGUCGACGCCGGAGAAAGCCAUCGCCGCAGCGGCGGCGAACUCCACCUCCACCUCCUCCGCCGCCACUUCGUCGGCGGUUAUGAAGUCCGACAACGAGGAAGCCAUGAGUUUCCAUGAUUUAACCAACAACGACGACGAUCCGGCGAAAUUAGACCACGGAGGUGGAGGUGGCGGUGGCGCCGCCCUCUCCUCCACUGCCUCCAUGGAAAUCCCGCCGCCGGCCGAUUUCGUCGACGUCGACUGCAUCGAUUUCAACUGCAUGGAUCUGAUCGACACCGCCGAUAUUUGGGACCCGUCGUCCGUCUUCCAGACGGAGAACCCUCUGGAGUUUCUAGAAGAUCAUCAUCCGACGGCGGAGACGGAAGCGAUCAAGAUCGACGGCCACGAUUGCUCCGAUGAAAACGGCCUGAGUUUCCUGCAGGGUAACAGCGAGCUCGCUGUCAUCUUCCUCGAAUGGCUGAAGCAGAACAAAGAUUACAUCUCCGCCGACGACAUGCGAACCAUCAAAUUGAAGCGAUCCACCAUUGAAAACGCUUCGAAGCGCUUAGGAUCUUCGAAGGAAGGCAAGAAACAGCUCCUGAAACUGAUUCUCGAAUGGGUUGGACAGUAUCAGCUCCAGAAGAAACGAUCGCAGGAUCUUAAUCAAAACCCUAAUUUUACCCCCAAUUUGAUGACCUUCAAUUCAAUACCCAAUUGCUUCCCAACCACCCCCCAAUGGAUCCCGCCGCCGCAAGGAGUCCCGGCGCCGCCGUACUACGGCGGCGCACCUUACUCCAACACAAUUGCUCCGAUGAGCCAUCAAAUCGUGAACGGAAUUCCGUACCCGCCGGAGUAUCCGGUUAUGGAGCACGCGCAAUCCUGGCCGGCGGCGAUGCUGCCGUACCCAAUUCCGGCGCCGGCGACUUCGCCGGCGCCGUUCAGUCCGUUUUCCGACGGGAACAUGGCGAGCCAUCAGCAGACAGUGUACGGGAAUCCGUACCCGAUUGUUGGUCCGAACGGGGAAAGGCUGAUGAGGAUGGGGUCGUCGGCGACAAAAGAAGCUCGGAAGAAACGGAUGGCACGGCAGCGCCGCCUCUACACCCACCACCACCACCACCACCGCCACGGAAGCACCUCGAAUCAUCACCAGAAUCAGAUUCACGACCCAAAUUUGCUCGGCGACGCUGCCGACGACUGCGAUCCGGCGAAUUGGCUGUGCUGUCCUCACGGCGAUUCAUCGCCGGGAACUGCGCCGCCGCCGGAGGCAGUCCAGCCAAAUUCCGGUGAUCGACAGUCGCUGCCGCCGGCAACAUCCCAGCAGAAUAACCGGCGACAGCAGCAGGGAUGGAAGACAGAGAAGAACUUGAAGUUCUUGUUGCAGAAGGUCCUCAAGCAAAGCGAUGUAGGAAAUCUGGGAAGAAUUGUGCUGCCAAAGAAAGAAGCUGAAAGCCAUCUUCCCGAGCUCGAAACGAGAGACGGAAUUCCGAUCGCCAUGGAAGACAUUGGAACUUCUCGAGUAUGGAAUAUGCGAUACAGGUAUUGGCCUAACAACAAAAGCCGAAUGUAUCUUCUCGAGAACACCGGUGAUUUUGUGAGAGUAAAUGGUCUACAAGAGGGCGAUUUUAUAGUGAUCUACUCCGAUACAAAAUGCGGCAAAUAUAUGAUACGCGGCGUCAAGGUAAGGCAGCCGGGCGCGAAACAAGAGGGGAAAAAGCCGGCGAGGAGGAACAUGCGCAACUUAUCGAUUGCCGGGAACAGUUCUUCCUUAAUCAAACAAGCCGUACGAUGAAGAUGAAAGAGUGGUAUAUAUAUAUAUAUAUAUAUAUAAGUGUUAAUUAAGUGUAAGGUUACAUGUUUUGGUUGGAUUAAGGUGAUGAUGCAUAGUUAAUUAGGGUUUGCAGUUUGAAGGGCUAUUUUGGGUGCAACUUGAUGGUCAUUUGAGGGGGACUGUAUCUCUAUAAUUAUUUGUUCCAUGUAUUUGUAUUUUGUACUAUUAUUAUUAUUAUUUAUUUUGUUGUUACUGUAGUUGUUAUUAUAUAUUACCUCCUCCGACUUUAA
Andrographis paniculata is the source of this 2970-nucleotide messenger RNA. RefSeq names its product B3 domain-containing transcription factor ABI3. The coding region runs from base 680 to 2701 and encodes 673 amino acids. The transcript has 7 exons. NCBI's taxonomy places the organism in Eukaryota, Viridiplantae, Streptophyta, Magnoliopsida, Lamiales, Acanthaceae. Gene Ontology annotation, molecular function: DNA binding; DNA-binding transcription factor activity. The record is from RefSeq and is a predicted model, not a curated record.